AUAAAAAUGAUGUCUCUGUACAAUGGACUUCAGAACAUUCUUGUGAAUAAACAUUCUGCCUCUUGUAAGCUGGGACUCUGUCUAUUUCAUUCAACCAGAAUCUUACCAAUUCUGGGUUGCAGACUGAGUAUUUUAAUUGAAGUUAACAUUGACAACAUAAUUCUCUUAACAACAUUUCUCCAAAAAGUACAAUCUUUUGUGCAGUUGCAAAUCGUAGUCUGGCUUUUUUAUGGCGGUUUUGGAGCAGUGGCUUCUUCCUUGCUGAGCGGCCUUUCAGGUUAUGUCGAUAUAGGACUCGUUUUACUGUGAAUAUAGAUACUUUUGUACCUGUUUCCUCCAGCAUCUUCACAAGGUCAUUUGCUGUGAGUCUUUCAAGUUGGCAAGACGUCUCUGAUCACGAGGUUCAUGUAUGACAGCUUUGACAACACCUAUCAGGCCACAAUCGGAAUAGACUUCCUUUCAAAAACGAUGUACUUGGAAGACCGAACGGUGAGGUUGCAGCUGUGGGACACGGCAGGACAGGAGCGCUUCAGGAGCCUCAUACCCUCCUACAUACGAGACUCUACUGUGGCCGUGGUGGUUUAUGAUAUUACAAAUGUGAACUCCUUCCAGCAAACAUCCAAAUGGAUCGAUGACGUCAGAACAGAGAGAGGAAGUGAUGUAAUUAUUAUGCUGGUCGGCAACAAAACAGACUUGGGAGAUAAGAGCAUCCUGUCCAACAAACCCAGUGACACCGCUGCCAGACAGAUCACCAUAGAGGAAGGAGAACAGCGGGCCAAGGAGCUCAGCGUCAUGUUUAUAGAGACCAGCGCCAAGACAGGCUACAACGUCAAACAGCUGUUUCGGCGUGUGGCAGCUGCCCUUCCUGGGAUGGAGAGCAUGCAGGAGACAAGCAAGGAGGGAAUGAUUGACAUCAAGCUGGACAAACCACAAGAGCCUGCAACCACUGAAGGCGGGUGCUCCUGUUAAUCCCAACACCUGAUUCUGCAUCUUCAUCUCCACCACAUGCUUGUUGUGUUGGUUCGCCUCCAGUAGAGCUUUCAGAUUGGAAUUUGUCUUAAUUACUGGUCAUCAGUUGGAAACUAGCGUUACAUACAUUUCAGUUGUAAAAUAGUGUACUUUAUUAAAAGGAAUUGCCAAAAAAGUCUUAAAUUUACAAAAUUAUAAAAAAAAAAAAAAAUACUUAACCCUCUCAAACAUGUGAACUAUACUUUUUUUGUUUGAAAAAGUAGAAUGUAGGUGAUUUUUUUUUCCUUUUAUAUUUUUGUAUAUUAAAAGAAAUGCUUUGAAAAGUUGCAGAUGACUGAGUUCUCCCCUUCUAUGUAUCCCCAAUGGCACCCUAUUCCCUAUGUAGUACACUACUUUUAGACCAUAGCACUAGGGUAUAGGGUGUCAUUGGGAUGGAAGGAACGAGCAGCAUGGAACAAGCAGUCCAAUGGCUAGACAGAGGGCACACUAUUCCCUAUGUUGUGACCCCUAGGGCUCUGGUCAAAAGUAGUGCACUAUAUAGGGAAUAGGGUGCCAAUUUGGAUGCUGUAUAUCUAACGCAUGUUGUUCUUUUUUUUUCUUUUUUUUUUUUAGGUACUAUUGUGCUCUCUACUGAUGUACACGAGUUUGAAUAUGUAAAUGAUCUUUGAUCAUGUGACUUAAUGCACUCUUUAAAAAUGUCUUGAUAUUUUAUGUUUUUGUUUUUCACAAAAUGCUGUGAGUGAAACUGCAUUUGUAUACUUGAGUUUAGCCCAUCUUCCAUUGUCAAAAGUGUGUUCGUUAGUGUGUGUAAAUGUACGCUUUCUGUAUUAGGCAACUGUACAUCACAACCAUCCACAGAGGGCAGCAGCCAAGCGGUGUCCUCACUGAGGCCCGUGUCCUAGCUGGUUAUCACUACUGUAGAGGGCAGCAGCCAAGCGGUGUCCUCACUGAGGCCCAUGUUCUAGCUGGUCAUCACUACUGUAGAGGGCAGCAGCCAAGCGGUGUCCUCACUGAGGCCCGUGUCCAAGCUGGUUAUCACUACUGUAGAGGGCAGCUGCCAAGCGGUGUCCUCACUGAGGCCCAUGUCCUAGCUGGUUAUCACUACUGUAGAGGGCAGCAGCCAAGCGGUGUCCUCACUGAGGCCCGUGUCCAAGCUGGUUAUCACUACUGUAGAGGGCAGCUGCCAAGCGGUGUCCUCACUGAGGCCCGUGUUCUAGCUGGUCAUCACUACUGUAGAGGGCAGCUGCCAAGCGGUGUCCUCACUGAGGCCCAUGUUCUAGCUGGUCAUCACUACUGUAGAGGUUAGCUGCCAAGCGGUGUCCUCACUGAGGCCCAUGUUCUAGCUGGUCAUCACUACUGUAGAGGGCAGCUGCCAAGCGGUGUCCUCACUGAGGCCCAUGUUCUAGCUGGUCAUCACUACUGUAGAGGGCAGCUGCCAAGCGGUGUCCUCACUGAGGCCCAUGUUCUAGCUGGUCAUCACUACUGUAGAGGGCAGCUGCCAAGCGGUGCCCUCACUGAGGCCCAUGUUCUAGCUGGUUAUCACUACUGUAGAGGGCAGCUGCCAAGCGGUGUCCUCACUGAGGCCCAUGUUCUAGCUGGUCAUCACUACUGUAGAGGGCAGCAGCCAAGCGGUGUCCUCACUGAGGCCCAUGUUCUAGCUGGUCAUCACUACUGUAGAGGGCAGCUGCCAAGCGGUGUCCUCACUGAGGCCCAUGUUCUAGCUGGUCAUCACUACUGUAGAGGGCAGCUGCCAAGCGGUGUCCUCACUGAGGCCCAUGUUCUCAGUGCCACAUCACUAGCUGGUUUGUGUUUCUCUGUCGUGUGCAGUGUUUGUUUCACAGUUACUCACUGCCAUGCCACUCCUGUUGCUGCUGCACUGUAUCAUACUGUCUGUGUCAUCGUGAUUAGGUGUGAGUCCCAAAUACCACCGUACUCCCUAUAUAGUGCACUACUUUAUACGGUGAGGUAAUUCUUAAUUUGGAUAGUCCAUUUACACUAACAAUUAAACAAUCUACUAACCCUAACCUUGCCCCAACCCUUAUUUGUAAACCUAAUCCCUACCCUGACCCUUAUUGUAAACCUUAACCCCUACCUUAACCCUUAUUGUAAACCUUAAUCCCUACCCUGACCCUUAUUGUAAACCUAACCCUACCCUAACCCUUAUUGUAAACCUAACCCCCUACCCUGACCCUUAUUGUAAACCUAACCUUUACCCUAACCAUAACCCUUACCCUAGCCCCAACCCUUAUUGUAAACCUAAUCCCUACCCUGACCCUUAUUGUAAACCUAUCCCUACCCUGACCCUUAUUGUAAACCUAACUUCUACCCUGACCCUUAUUGUAAACCUAACCCCUACCCUGACCCUUAUUGUAAACCUAACUCCUACCCUGACCCUUAUUGUAAACCUAACUCCUACCCUGACCCUUAUUGUAAACCUAAACCCUACCCUGACCCUUAUUGCAAACCUAACCCCUACUCUAACCCUAACCCUUAUUGUAAACCUAACAUAACCCUAACCCUUAUUCUAAACAUUAUUCUAAACCUAACCUUUACCCUGAUCCUAACCCUUAUCCUAACCUUAGCAAGCAGUUGCUUAUCAACAGUUUGUUGAUUGUAUGACCAUCUGUAGAGCAUCUAAAUGGACUAUCCAAAAUACAUGGAAAUAAAUUAUGACCUCUAUUGUUUCUGUUCUGUAUAAAAGCAUCAUAAAAAUAGUUCAAAAGAC
Salmo salar (Atlantic salmon) is the source of this 3694-nucleotide messenger RNA. NCBI's taxonomy places the organism in Eukaryota, Metazoa, Chordata, Actinopteri, Salmoniformes, Salmonidae. The record is from RefSeq and is a predicted model, not a curated record.